Molecule: messenger RNA, 2209 nt
Organism: Rubroshorea leprosula
Lineage: Eukaryota; Viridiplantae; Streptophyta; Magnoliopsida; Malvales; Dipterocarpaceae
Source: the annotation of a GenBank genome assembly
GCAAGGGGUUGGAUCCAACAAUGGACAGCUGCUUACCUGGUACAGGGACCACAAGCAAACACGUGGUAAAGUAGAGAGGUGAAAAUGAACAAAAUUGAAAAGUUAAGGGACUUGUUGUCUUCAACCCAAGCAACAAAACGGAAACUCACUGAAAAGCACGGCCUUCGCAGCUCUCUUCGGCCGUCUCUCUCAUUCAUGUCCGUUUGUUUCUCUUUCUCAGGCUCUGGCAAAAGCAGAGAGAUCUCUGCUUCUUCUUUCUUCACGUUCAAACCAAAGGAUUGAGCUGCAUUAUCUGAUUCUCUGCUGCGUAAGUUUGUGUUUCAUAUCUUGUCAUUUUCCUCACAGACCCGAAUUUGCUCCUUGUGUGCUUUUUUCCCAGUAAACUUAAUUUCCUCUGUUUCCUCAAUUUAAAUCUAAAACAUUAAUCCCCUUUUCACCGUUUCACGUAAUUCUCUUUGUUACUUUCAACUUUUGAUUUCAAUCUCUUCUUCAUCAAUAUGCCUGAAUCCAAUCCGAGCACACCUUUGAUCCCCAAAUCCCCUUCCCGUAAGCUUCCUGAUUUCAAGCAGUCUGUGAAAUUGAAGUAUGUUAAACUUGGCUACCAUUACCUAAUUACUCAUGGAAUGUGCCUUUUCUUAUCCCCUCUAGUUGUUCUAAUUGCAGCACAGGUCUCGACAUUCUCUGUUCAGGAUCUCCAUGACCUCUGGGAUCAUCUUCGUUUCAAUCUCGUAUCUGGGAUUUUAUGCUCCACCCUUCUUGUUUUUCUUUCCACCCUUUACUUUCUCACUCGUCCCCGGUCCGUUUACCUUGUUGAUUUCUCUUGUUACAAGCCGGAUGAUGCUAGGAAAUGCACCAGGCAGGGUUUCUUGGAAAGGUCUCGGACGGCCGGUACUUUCACUCAGGAAAACCUUGAGUUUCAGAGGAAAAUUAUUGAGAGGUCUGGUCUUGGGGAGUCCACUUACCUUCCGGAAGCUGUUCUGAGGGUUCCUGCUAAUCCUUGCAUGGCAGAGGCCAAGAAAGAGGCGGAGACUGUGAUGUUUGGUGCUCUUGAUCAGCUUUUUGAGAAAACGUCUUUGAAACCAAAAGAUGUUGGGAUUUUGAUAGUGAAUUGCAGCUUGUUUAAUCCUACACCAUCUUUGUCUGCAAUGAUCAUUAACCAUUACAAGCUCAGAGGAAACGUUAUUAGUUAUAAUCUAGGUGGGAUGGGAUGUAGUGCUGGCUUGAUAUCGAUUGAUCUUGCCAAGGAUCUUCUUCAAGUGCAUCCUAACUCCUAUGCUUUGGUCAUUAGCAUGGAAAACAUCACUUUGAAUUGGUAUUUUGGCAAUGAGAGAUCAAUGCUUGUUCCAAAUUGCUUGUUUCGUAUGGGGGGAGCUGCAAUCUUGCUUUCAAACAAGAGGACAGAUGGGUGGAGAUCAAAGUACAGGCUAGUCCACACAGUUCGAACUCAUAAAGGCGCUGACGAUAAAUGCUUCUCUUGUGUCACACAACAGGAGGAUCCUACGGGGAGGAUUGGAGUUUCAUUAUCAAAGGAUCUGAUGGCUGUUGCUGGGGAUGCUCUAAAGACUAAUAUCACUACCCUCGGUCCUCUUGUGUUACCCAUGUCGGAGCAGUUAAUCUUCUUUGCCACAUUAGUUGGGAAGAAACUCUUCAAGAUGAAGGUGAAGCCAUAUAUCCCAGACUUCAAGUUAGCUUUUGAGCAUUUCUGCAUUCAUGCAGGGGGAAGAGCUGUGCUUGAUGAGUUAGAGAAGAACUUGCAGCUUUCAGAUUGGCAUAUGGAGCCCUCAAGAAUGACACUGUACCGGUUUGGUAACACAUCAAGUAGCUCUCUUUGGUAUGAAUUGGCUUAUACAGAAGCCAAGGGGAGGAUGAAGAAGGGAGAUAGAACAUGGCAGAUUGCAUUCGGUUCUGGCUUUAAGUGCAACAGUGCAGUUUGGAAAGCAUUGAGGACCAUAAAUCCAUCAAAGGAGAAGAACCCGUGGAUGGAUGAGAUCCAUCAUUUCCCUGUGGAUGUUCCACAGGUUUCAGUCAUCUAGAAUCCAAUGUUGUCUCUGCUGUUGUAACCAGGUUUCAGUCUUUAGAGACUAGUUGUGUAAUAAACUAGGGCAAGAAGUUCAUCCCUGCGUUUUGUGUCUUCUAGUGUUGUACUUUCUUUGUUUGCGCAAUCAAAAGUAUUCCUCUUAGUCAAAAAUGUCUCCCAUUUUCUGUAAAU